AUGUCAUUACUAAAGACUUCUGCGGUUGACUUUAAGCAAGAAUGGAGCGCAAUGGAGCCGCUACUGGCGUCGCUAGUCACAGGGACGCCCCAGACCCUCACGAACGAGACGUGGCUCAAGAUGUAUUCCGGCAUCUACAAGAUCUGCACCAACCCUGGAGCGCCACAAGCCGAGACGCUGUUCUUCCGCCUGCGACGGCUGCUGGUGACGCACGUCGAGUCGGUCAUCAGCGAACUGCAGGCAAUCGACGGCGAGCCGGCGUUUCUACGUCGCUAUUGCAGUGCGUUCGAGUCGUUUGUGACCGGGACGACGUACAUCUCGGAGCUUUGCCGCUAUUUGAACCGCUACUGGAUCUCGUAUUCGCACUGUGAGACGGGACACGCGCCUGUUCCCGGCGUGUACACGGUGACCGAGCUGUCGCUUCAUUUGUGGCACGAUAUUGCGUUCUCGAAGCUCAAAAAGCGCGUCGUGAAGGCAGUUAUUUGCAUUUUCCAUACCGCACGACGGGACCGAAGCGCGUGCUUUGAAGAUGGGGACUGCAUUGCCCGCACAGUGGAGACAUUCUUUAGUCUAGGGCUGUGCAGACAGGACCAGAUGAGUCUCUAUCGAGAAGAACUGGAGCAGCCGUUUCUAGAGGAUACAAUACGGUACUUUGCCGCAGAGGCGACGGAGCUCUUAUCCCGCGUAACGAUCUCCGAAUACUUGCGAGAAGCUGAACUGUUCUGUACACAAGAGCAGAAACGUUGCGAAGACCGAUUGCAUCGAACCACUGUUACUCAACUACGACAAGUGUGCUGCCAUGUCUUGGUAGAUGAGCAUGCUGAUCAGAUCUGCGAGGAUGCUGAGGCUUUCUUGAUCAACAAUCGGAAGGACGAUCUGCGCCGCUUGUUUUCUCUUUUUUCGGAGCUGACGAAUGAGAACGCACUGAUGUCUUUUAAGAAUAUCCUGAAGAAGUAUAUUGAGCGGAGCGGCCUCGAGGUGGUGCAAAAGUUCCAGCAAGAUGACGCCACCAAAGAUCCUGAGGGCUAUAUUGAAGCCCUGGUGCAAGUUCGAAAUAAAUACUUUGAUUUGAUCAAAGACGCGUUCGGCUACCACCCUCUCAUGCGGACUGCACUUGACCAGGCGUGCCGGACCUUUGCAAAUUCUCAUCCUAGGCUUCCUGAACUAUUAGCAAAGUAUACGCACUACCUGAUGUCACGUGAUAAGAAGCGGGGAGCUAGCCGAGCACUACUUCUGCCAGGAUCACCAAGACUGAUGCCACUUCCGGACGAUAUGUUGGAGCAGAAAAUCGAAAACAUCAGUAUCGUAUUUUGCCUGAUCGACGACAAGGACAUUUUCAAGAAGUACUACUCCAAGUUCUUGGCAAAGCGGCUCAUUAAAGGCACUUCGGUUUCAAGCGAUAUGGAAAUCUUGCUGGUUCAGAAGCUGCGCAAUACUUGCGGAGGCGAUUUCGUAUCUAAACUGCAGAAGAUGCUGAAGGAUAAAAUGUUGAGCAAGGAACUGGCGGAUUCUUUCACUGCUUGGGUCGAAGAAAAAGACAUCGAGUUGCGUGCUGAGGACGCCGCGAACGCUUCCGCUAUUGAUUUGCACCACGCCGUAACUUAUCACUGUGACAUUCUUACAGCCGGAGCUUGGCCCAUAUCAAGUGCAGUCGCCGAGCGCAAGAUCGUUUUGCCGCCUGCCAUGGAAGCACAUACGCGUCUGUUCACGAAGUUCUACACUGGAAGGAGUACCGGACGAAAGCUUUUGUGGGUUCACAAUCUUUCGUUCGGGAUGAUUCAAAGCCAUUGCUUUGAUAAAUGCUACGAGCUUUUACUGAGCUUUUAUCAGAUGCUAAUUCUCGUACAGUUUAACAACGCAAAGGAGAUCAAGCAGUCCGAGAUCAGCCAGCGAACCAACAUCUCGGAGCAAGAAUGUACACACCACAUGGCUAGUCUUGUCAAGGCAAAGGUGCUUACGUCAGACGGUGCUACGGACCCGACGUAUACAAUAAACUUUGGCUUCACCAGUCGAAAACUUCGAAUCUCAGCUAUUCCAAGUACUCCAGUCGAGCCCCCAAAGGCACCCCGAGUUCCAGCCCAUGAGAUUGAAGAUGAUCGCAAGAUGUCGCUGCAAGCUGCCAUCGUGCGUGUUCUCAAAACACGUCGUGAGAUCCAUCAAGCCCAACUGAUACAAGAAGUUACCGAGAUGCUGAUUCACCAGUUCGUGCCCACCAUAAGUGCAAUCAAGCAGAAUGUCGAGAUUCUCGUGCAGAAAGAGUAUUUGCGCCGUCACGAAGUCGACCAGGCCAGGUACAUUUACGUGGCCUAA
This is a messenger RNA of Peronospora matthiolae, 2310 nucleotides long. Lineage: Eukaryota; Oomycota; Peronosporomycetes; Peronosporales; Peronosporaceae. The record is from the annotation of a GenBank genome assembly.